ACUAGCUAGUUACAAGCUUUCUUCACUUACCAGCUAAUUGCUUCCCUGCAGUAUUUUUUUUCUUGUCUCUUCCAAGAAAAUUCUAGCUACUAGCAGCUAGCUGUAUAUAGCAAAAGAAUCACUUCAUUUCUUAGCAACACCAGGAAAAGAUUUCAGAAAUGGAUCAAGUUACAGAUUUGGCAUCAAAGAACGCUGCAGUGAUCUUCACCAAGAGCUCAUGCUGCAUGUGCUAUAGUAUCAAGACACUUUUUUAUGAACUCGGAGCAAGCCCUGCAAUUCAUGAGCUUGACCGUGAAGCCAAUGGGAGGGAAAUGGAGUGGGCUUUACGUGGGUUAGGGUGCAAUCCCAUCGUCCCGGCUGUCUUCAUAGGUGGAAAAUGGGUAGGAUCAGCAAAAGAUGUGCUAUCCCUGCACCUGGAUGGCUCUUUGAAACAAAUGCUCAUGGAAGCAAAAGCAAUCUGGUUCUAGCUAUAGUACCUCUCAAAUAAGCCACACAUAGUACUUAUGUUUGAUUCUGUAUAAUAUAUAUGAAAAUAGCUCUUAUAAUAUGUUGAAAACAAAAUUGUAUUAAGGGCUUUUCUUUUUCUUGAGUUACCUGACUACAUUGUGUGCAAAAAUGUAAUAUUAUGAAAAGAAUUCCUGAAGAUCAGUUUUCAGUGGGUUUUUAAGAUUUCAAUGAUGUUUUCAA
This is a messenger RNA of Populus euphratica (Euphrates poplar), 687 nucleotides long. Its product is annotated as glutaredoxin-C11-like. The transcript has a single exon. The record is from RefSeq and is a predicted model, not a curated record. Bases 159 to 467 code for a protein of 102 amino acids. NCBI's taxonomy places the organism in Eukaryota, Viridiplantae, Streptophyta, Magnoliopsida, Malpighiales, Salicaceae.